UAAAUUUACUCAGGGGGACAUAAUAAGCGGUUACACAAAGAGCCUUUUACUCAAUCGUCAAUAGCAUUUUCUCCCAUAAACACCUUGUGCGGGAUUUCAUAAACAGGGAAACAGGGAAUAUACUCAUCAUGAAAUUGUUUUUAAGUUUGUGCUUAGUGGCAUUAGCCGCCACUGGUAUCUGUGCUGAUGAUAACAAAGGACCCAAAGUCACUGCAAAGGUCUUUUUUGACAUCACUAUUGGCAACGAACCGGCCGGCCGUAUUGAAAUUGGUUUGUUUGGCAAAACAGUGCCAAAAACUGUAGAAAACUUUAAACAAUUGGCUGAAAAACCCGCUGGAGAAGGCUAUGCUGGCAGCAAAUUCCAUCGUGUCAUCAAAGACUUUAUGAUUCAAGGUGGUGAUUUCACACGCGGUGAUGGCACUGGUGGCCGCUCCAUUUAUGGUGAACGUUUCGAAGAUGAGAACUUCAAGCUGAAGCAUUAUGGUGCCGGUUGGUUGUCCAUGGCCAAUGCUGGCAAGGAUACCAAUGGUUCACAGUUCUUCAUCACCACCAAACAAACUUCCUGGUUGGAUGGUCGUCAUGUGGUAUUUGGCAAGGUUUUGUCCGGCAUGGAUGUGGUGCGUAAAAUUGAAGCUUCCUCCACCGACGGACGUGAUCGUCCCGUCAAGGAUGUUGUAAUCGCUAGCAGCGGCUCAUUGCCCGUUGACGAACCUUUCUCUGUGGCCAAGGCUGAUGCUACUGAUUAAAUAUCUUCACUGCUGUUUGUCCAUUAGGAGAUAUUUAUUGUAAUAAGUUCCCUUAUACAUCUUAGUAUCUCUUUUUGUUUAAAAAAAGAAACAUUUUUUUUCUUCUUGUUCAUUGUCACAGAGAGCAUUAUUAACAUAUAUUGUAGAUUUAAAAUGAAAAAUGAAAGAAAAAAACCCAGAGAGAUAAAAGAAAAAUGUUUAUAUUAAGUUACAAAACAGAGAGAAAAAGUUUUAACAAAUUGUUGCAUUUAAUUCUCAUUAAAUUGUAGAAACCUAAAAACAAACAAAGGGUACUUCGCCCCCUCCAUACAGCUUUCCAUGGUGAGCUAAGCAUCAAGUGAUCUUUUGAAAAUCUAAAUAAAAAGAAAACUAAUAUAAAAGAAAA
Stomoxys calcitrans (stable fly) is the source of this 1131-nucleotide messenger RNA. RefSeq names its product peptidyl-prolyl cis-trans isomerase 6. The transcript is spliced from 3 exons. Gene Ontology annotation, biological process: protein folding; protein peptidyl-prolyl isomerization. Bases 129 to 746 code for a protein of 205 amino acids. NCBI's taxonomy places the organism in Eukaryota, Metazoa, Arthropoda, Insecta, Diptera, Muscidae. The record is from RefSeq and is a predicted model, not a curated record. Gene Ontology annotation, molecular function: peptidyl-prolyl cis-trans isomerase activity. Gene Ontology annotation, cellular component: intracellular membrane-bounded organelle.